AUGAACGACCUCCUCCCCACAGACAACAUCCAAGCCCUGGCCUCCUACGCAGACCGGCACGAGCUCUUCGACCUGUUCGAAGGCAUCAUCGGGCGCAUGGUGAUCGACAAACCGGACGAUGCCAUACAGUUUAUGAUUGAGCAGUUGCAGAAGAGUCCUACACAUGGGAUUGUGAUUUUGGGACCGCCUACUUCGGGGCAGGGGAGAAUUGCCGAACAACUAGCCCUCACCCUCGACCUAGUCCAAAUCUCCGCCGGCCGUCUCCUCGCCACCGCCAUCGAACGCCAAACCUCUCUCGGCACGCAAGCCCGGCCCUACCUCGAACGCGGCGAAUACGUCCCGGACGCCGUCAUGCUCGGCCUCGUCAUGUCCCGCCUCCAAGACCCCGAGGUCGCCCUGCGCGGGUUUGUCCUCGAAGGCUUCCCGCGAACAAAAGAUCAGGCUAAAGGGCUGAUCUCCCGUGGCGUGUUGCCCACAAGGAUUAUUGUUUUUGAGAUACCUGAGGAAGUUAUUGUGGAACGGCAGACGGGGACCAGGAUCGACCCGUUGACGAAUCGGUUGUAUCAUCUCCGCACCAACCCCCCGCCGGAUAACCCCACCCUCCUCGCCCGCCUGAUCCAACGACAAACCGACAAACCCGACGCAAUCCGGAAACGACUCGCGCAGUACCGGCGACACCUCCGGGGUGUCACUGAGGCGUUUGAUAGGAGUAUUGUGCGGACGGUGGAGUUGGGGGAGGGGAUUAGUGAGAAGGGGGAUGAGGCGUUGGGGGCGUGUGUGAGGGAGGUGGAGAGCGGGAAGGUGACGAGGGCGCCGAGGAUGGUUAGGUGUGUGGUAGCGGGGUUGCCUGGGUGUGGGAAGACGGUGGUGGCCGAGAUGAUGGGGAGGGAGUUUGGGGUUGUUGUUGUUUCCCCACGCACAGUCCUCCUCGAACUCCUCUCCCUCUCCACCCCCAAAAGCAGCCAAUACGCCCAAUACAUCAACGACCCCGAUUCCGUCCCAGACGACCUAAUCCUCCCCCUCAUCCUCGACCGCCUACAAAAACGCCACUGCAUCGACCGCGGAUGGGUCCUGGACGGGUUCCCGCGGACGAAAGUGCAGGCGGAUGCGCUGAAAGAUGCGGGGAUUGUACCUAACCGGAUCCUCUUCCUCCACGCCACACCCGCCACCUGCCUCCACCGCCUCCUCCACUCCCCAGCUUCCCCCUCAACAAACCCCCAAUCUCGCAUCGACGCCGCAGCAUCCCUACACAGCGAUAUCCUCUCCAUCUACGCGCCCGGCCGGGCGAAAGGGGGGAAGGGCCGCACGCCGGCGGGGGUGAAGCCGGGGGAGACGGUUGGGGUUGUGCAGGAUAUUGAUGCUGAUGAUGGUGGAGAGGGAGGGGAAGGGAUAGAGAGAGUUUUUGAGAGGGUUAGGGGGGCGAUGGUCCGGAGUAAUAAGGGGGCGUUGUGAGUGGGUGAGGGGGUUUUUGGGACGGUUUUUGUAUGGGGGGUUGGAAUUGCAUGCAUUCAGUUUCCAAGUGAGACCUAUUCCAGCCGAAGUUGGGAUGUUACGCGGUCACUUUCCGAUUAUCAAGUCCGCAUCACAACUGAACACCAUCAAUACACUAAGAAAAUGAAAUUUUCCAGUUCCCUACGAUGAGAGUCGAAGAAAAGAAAAGAAUAAACAGCGGGAGGGAGGGUGUCACAGAAGAAAAGGGGUUUAGGGUUAUCUCCUGUUCAUAGGGGGUGGUGAAAGUGUGUGGAAAUGUUUGUUUUGGCUGACUUGGAUGCUCAUUUAGUGGUUCCCUUUGGCCACAUCCCGCUCUCUACAAACUCCGUCACGACGUCCCUGAGGUUGGCUUCUGUCAUGUUCGGGACCUUGUAUUCGAAGCCGAGGGUUUUUUCGAUCUGUGUAGGUUGAAGUGAAUUCCGGAAAACUUGUCAGCC
Fimicolochytrium jonesii is the source of this 1928-nucleotide messenger RNA. Its product is annotated as adenylate kinase-domain-containing protein. The transcript has 6 exons. Lineage: Eukaryota; Fungi; Chytridiomycota; Chytridiomycetes; Spizellomycetales; Powellomycetaceae. The record is from RefSeq and is a predicted model, not a curated record. Gene Ontology annotation, molecular function: nucleoside diphosphate kinase activity; AMP kinase activity; ATP binding. The coding region runs from base 1 to 1452 and encodes 483 amino acids. Gene Ontology annotation, cellular component: cytoplasm. Gene Ontology annotation, biological process: nucleoside triphosphate biosynthetic process.